CAGCGAUUGAGAAGAGUGAAACGGUGAAGUAUUGACAAUGAGGUCUCUCUAUAUUUGUCUCUCUGCAGUCCUCCUGUCAGUCUCGGUGCAGGGUUUCAAUUUUUCUCAUAAUGGGUGGUCAAUGACAAUUGCAGAUAAUGUGACGGCUGAGGAAGGAGGCUCCGCUGUUUUACCCUGCAGUUUCACCCACCAAGUCACUAAUCUCACACUCACCGGCUCUGUGAUAUGGAUUAAAUACUCCAAAGGUGUUAUCUUUAACUGUACAUACCCUGGCACAGGCCAUUCAAAGGGUGAGCUGUGUGAGAAUGUGAAGCAGCGGGACGGUGGGAACAGAUUCAGAUUCGUGGGGAACCUCAGCAACAAAGAUGUCUCAAUAAUAAUGGACGGACUGAGCCAGAAGGAUAACGGUUCCUACCAGUGUCGGGUAGAGCUCAACAUUGACAGUUUUGAAACAUCGACUCCAACAAAGCUGGAAGUGAAAGCUGCUCGGGGAAGUGCCUCAGUGGUGAGUGGGACAGAGGGAGAUACUGUUACUUUACCCUGUAUCUUCGAGCCUUGGCCCAAAUCCAAACUUGCCACUGUUACCUGGUUGAGGAAGGAGCCCUACCAACGCAUUGUUACAUUUACAGCCCAAUCAAAGCAAAUAUCGGCAACUGUAAACGGUGGAAAUCGGUACGAGCUCAUCGGAAACCCAGAAGACGGAAAUGCCUCGACCAGGAUAAACCAGUUGAGAGUGAGCGACAAUCACACUUACCUGUGUCAGGUGGAGUACAGAUCAAGAGACUCAGCAUCUAAGAAUUUUCAGCAUCUCAUCCAGAAAGAGAUAUGGCUGCAAGUACAUGUGAAGAGGACUGGCUCACCCACUGUACAUCCAUUUAUCUUCCUGAUCAUCAUCUUCAUUAUCGUCAUCAUCAUUAUCAUCAUCUUCAUCAUCAUCAAGAAGAAAGGAGGGGCUCCACUGCAAAUCAAAUGGCCCACACCUUGGAAAAGGAAUGGCCCAGGUUCAUCCAGCAUUCCCAGGACUGAUCAGGCCCAGCAGCCAACUGCUCCAGAUCAGGACGGUUCUAGCUUCUAUGUUGAGAUUGACAACAACAGAACAGGUGGCAAGAGAUUCACCAUCAGUGCUUCAGAAGACCCUCAGCCUGAUUCCUGUACCUAUGCCAGCAUCAUGUUUGACAGCAACAAAAAAGUUCAACGUGGCCAGACUCUCCCAGUUGUUGAUUCAGGAGAAACUGAUGUGACCUAUGCAGCCAUUGUGAAAACACAUUAGGAUUCAGUGUUCACAUGAUAAUUAUGAAUUGGGCCCAUGAUGUGGAAGAGGAGCCAGUUGUCACAAUUUCAUCCAACCAUGCAUCAACUGCGCAGACGCUAGCUCUUUGAUAUGUCAUAUAAUUUUGCCAACUGCACUGAUCUUACGCCAGGCGAUUCACUAUUUGAGCUGAGUGGGACUCUAAUCCAAAAGUGGACUGUUCAGUUGGUUCAAUGUUUGUUGCAGUCACUAUGAUAACUGAUCUCUGUUCACUGAGUGGAAUUAUUAUAAAGGCUUCAUAUUUAAACAUUUUUGUGGACUUGACUUUGAAGAAUUGUGGAUUCAUGGAUUUGAUUUUUAUUGAAAGAGAUCAGCAAAAUGA
This is a messenger RNA of Stegostoma tigrinum, 1631 nucleotides long. Its product is annotated as sialic acid-binding Ig-like lectin 12. Gene Ontology annotation, biological process: regulation of bone resorption; regulation of actin cytoskeleton organization; regulation of osteoclast development. NCBI's taxonomy places the organism in Eukaryota, Metazoa, Chordata, Chondrichthyes, Orectolobiformes, Stegostomatidae. The transcript is spliced from 12 exons. The record is from RefSeq and is a predicted model, not a curated record. Bases 38 to 1270 code for a protein of 410 amino acids. Gene Ontology annotation, cellular component: plasma membrane.